This is a messenger RNA of Gopherus evgoodei (Goodes thornscrub tortoise), 3738 nucleotides long. RefSeq names its product F-box protein 25 (gene FBXO25). Gene Ontology annotation, biological process: protein ubiquitination. The transcript has 12 exons. Lineage: Eukaryota; Metazoa; Chordata; Testudines; Testudinidae. The coding region runs from base 113 to 1225 and encodes 370 amino acids. Gene Ontology annotation, molecular function: protein binding. Gene Ontology annotation, cellular component: nucleus; SCF ubiquitin ligase complex; cytoplasm. The record is from RefSeq and is a predicted model, not a curated record.
AACAAGCGUCGCGGUAAGCGGCCAAUCAGCGGGAGCGGGAGGGUGUGGAUUUCAGCCCCAAUGUUAGUUCCGUCAACAGUCCUGCAGCUGCCCGGGUUCCGUCAGGGAAGCCAUGCCAUUUUUGGGCCAAGACUGGAGAUCUCCAGGAUGGAGAUGGAUUAAAACAGAAGAUGGUUGGAAAAGAUGUGAGUCCUUCAGUCCAGAACUUGAGGAUGAGAACAGCCAGCUCAACAACAACAUCAGUCAUGCUGUCAUCUUAACUGAUGAUGAAGAAGAAGAAAUAUACAGAACUGAAGACUGUGAAUUUGCAGCCAAGAAAAGGAAAAAAGAACAUUUUUGGAAUAACACAAAAUCACAAUGUUUUUAUAGUGAAAAAUGGAUCUAUGUUCACAAAGAAAGCACCAGAGAAAGACAUGGCUAUUGCACAUUGGGAGAAGCUUUUAAUCGCUUAGAUUUUUCAAGUGCAAUUCAGGACAUCAGAAGGUUCAAUUAUGUGGUCAAAUUGUUGCAGUUAAUUGCAAAAUCUCAGCUAACCUCAUUGAGUGGUGCAGCACAGAAGAACUACUUUAAUAUUUUGGACAAAAUUGUACGAAAGGUUUUGGAAGACCAACACAAUCCACGCUUAAUCAAAGAUCUUCUUCAGGAUCUGAGUUCUACUCUCUGUAUACUAAUUAGGGGAGUAGGGAAAUCUGUGUUGGUGGGGAACAUCAAUAUUUGGAUUUGCCGAUUAGAAACUAUCCUUACAUGGCAACAACAGCUAAAAAAUCUUCAGAUGAACAAGCAAGUCAACAAUGGUCUCACGCUCAGUGAUCUCCCUCUGCAUAUGCUGAAUAACAUUUUAUACAGGUUCUCAGAUGGCUGGGACAUUAUUAUGCUAGGUCAAGUGACCCCAACACUGUACAUGCUCAGUGAAGACAGGCAGUUGUGGAAAAAACUUUGCCAGUACCAUUUUGCAGAAAAACAGUUCUGUAGGCAUUUGAUCCUGUCAGAAAAAGGUCACAUUGACUGGAAGUUGAUGUACUUUGCACUUCAGAAAUGUUAUCCAAUAAAGGAACAAUAUGGGGACACAUUACAGUUUUGUCGACAUUGUAGUAUUCUGUUUUGGAAGGACUACCACCUUGCUUUGUUACUCAAGGAUACAGGGCAUCCCUGCACAGCCAAUGAUCCAGACACCUGUUUCAUGCCAGUUUCUCCGCAGCACUUCAUUGAUCUCUUCAAAUUUUAAAAGGACAGAAUCUGCCUAAAAUUCUCAGUCCAUUCAACACUUCCAAAAUGGAUUGUUGUAAUUUGCUAUAUGCGGGGCUGAAUGUGGACACUGGGCGGAGACUCCAGUUGGUGCAGAAUGCAGCUGCCACCUUCUCUACAGAACAGACCACCAUACAUACAUAACCUUUGGGCUCCAAUUACUCCACUGCACCUGUGCCACUUCCCGCAGCUCCUAUUGGCCAGGAAAGGUGAACCGUGGCCACUGGGAGCUGCGAGCGGCCGUACCUGUGGACACUCAGGUAAACAAAGCGUCUCACAGCCUGCCAGGGCUUACCCUGAUCAAACCGCGAACCAAUAGUCCUCCAAUACUCACAAUGCACUGAACUCUUUUUUGUCUGUCCCUUACCCCAUCAAUAAAGAUCCUUGUCACCCCAUUUUCACCAGUAGGCACAAGCUGUGCUGACCCCACUAGAACAGUUCUCCACUGCACAUCAACAUGGAGCCUGUUCUGAGAGCAGCCACCUGGCCCCCAAUCAGUGUGUGACUGGGGUACAGCAUCCUCCACAACUUCUCCUGGAGCAACAGGCUCGUGGAGGUGGGCAAACAGCAGACUCUGGUCUAGCGCUGGGAACACAUGAAGCAUGUGAGGCUCUUGUACAGGAGAGUAAAGACUCCAACAGUCACUCUGGGAAGGUGCCUCGUUCAUGCCCCUUCUAUGAUAAGCUGGACCAGAUGCUGUCCAGGGCUGCCAGUGCAGAGCCUGAAGUUGCACACAACCUCCCUCCCGCACCACUGCCCAACCCUGCCAGCCUCAUUGCUGGGAUGCCAGUGGAGGCCAGGAUGAGGUGGCAAUAAGGACCACAGAGUUGGUCCUUGAAGACUUGCAGGACAUAGAGCAUGUGAUUCUGCUCCCUCUAUCCAGAGAAGCUGGUUGAUGAAAUCUACACGCACCCCAUCCCCAACAAACCUGAACCACAGCAGGACCUAAGGCUGGGGAGUUAGAAUGGACUCCCUCACCCUCCCUGACAGUAUCCCCUCUUGCUCUGGUGCUAUAGUCCUGAUUUUAAGUCCAGCUCCCCACUCCACUUCCACCUUCACAGGGCCCCUGAGCAAAACCCAGCUAUAAAUUAAUGAUUUUACUGAUUGCCAGUUAGCAAUUAUUAUGCAUUUUGCAGAAGCAGAUCAACAAACAAUCUUUGUUCAUUUCUCAGCCAACAUGCAGGCAGUGAUGGUCCUGGUUCUGUGUGGAUCAGAGGAAGAGAGAGUGGGUUUAGAAAAAUCUCAGUUGGGGUCAUUAUAGAAAACUUAUAGUGGUUUGUCUAAAGUUAGCAACAGCUGUCUUUUUUCCCUUGGAAGAUUUACACAGUUUCAGUUCAUCUCCCAGCCAUGCCCGAUCAUGCUGUCCCCUUACAAACAGAAACCACACAAGAAUGGAGGCAGGGGUUGAGGUGGCAGAUGGGAGUUAGGCCCAGGAAGGAGAAGAGAACACUUUUCGGUUGUCUGAGGAAAAAAGUUAGUCACAACAGUCCUUUCUCACUUAGACUCAGGAAUAGUAAAAAUUCUGUCGUCUUCUGUCAUUGCCCCACACUGAGACAUGCUGCAUGAAAUGGGGCUGAGAGCAGGAUCCUAAUUGGCAGCUGCAUAAACAAGAGGGUGUCUCUUUGCAGUGGCGAGGCAAGAGUGACCUGGUGCUGACUUGAAAUGUCAGGGAACAAAAAUAAAGUUGUACUGUGUCUUUUUCUUUCCCUGUUUAAUUCAGCAGGCACAGGGGCAAGAUUUUGUGGUGAUGCCAGGGUGGAUGAGAGGGGGUGGGCAUCGUUCCUGGUUCAUAUUUCCCUUUCCAUCAAAGCUCCGUAUGCUAGCUGAGAACAUAGUCUAUUUCCAAUGGACUUGCCUCCCAGUUUUGGAAGCAUAUUCCAGUAAACUUUUGGUGUAGCAGAAACUCCAGCUGCAUCUUGAGCUUCAGUUGAGGUGUAAAUUGUUUUGGUCCAUUGUUGUAGGUGACUAAACCCCUCCAUUCAGCAAUAUGUAGGGGGUGCCUGUUAAUAUAUGGGUCUGUCUGUUUGCCUGGAAUAGAAUUUUGAUACUAAUAUGUGUAAACAGAGGACAAAGGGCUUCUGCCUAGUCAGAUGGAAUUGUUAGUACAAUGGGAAUAGAUAAGAGCAGUUAAAGUGUUACUCAGAGCACACUUUAAGAUUGCCUCAACCCCUAUCUCAAAGCAAAAUCAAGCAACCAGUCGGGAGGGGCAAAGGGACUUUGGGGGCAAGGUAUAAAACACUAACAGACCAAAGAAAUGCCUGUCCCUGACCCGGAGCACAACCUCAUGCCUUACCCCUCCCAUGGGGUACAAAAGAGGUGGGAUGAAGACCCCAGACCCAAAAUGGAACAUGACCCUAAGAUGUAAGGGGUGGGACUCUGGGCAUGCAUUUCAGGUAUAAUUAUGCCUCCUGAGGAGGGGGGAUGAGACACUGGGAAACAAGGCUCUGCAGCAUCAGAGUUAUAGAACACAUGUUCGCUGGAAACUAACCCCAA